AUGACUCUCUUUCCGCUGCCAAAUGUAUACCAGUUUGAUGACGAGUCCACACAAAACGAUGGUCUUCCGGAAUUCAAACCACGAUUCUUUAUGCCAGUCAUGCUUGACAAACCACAGAACCCUAUCAUCGACACUUUGAAUCUAGUAUCCCACAAGUCGGUCUACGCCUCAAAUAGUCCAAUCACGAGCCUUGGGCUUCCUAAAGAGCUAGCAUCUCUUACCUUCAAUCCUCCCAAACAGGCGACUGUCCAUGUCAAUGACUCGAUCUGGACAGACGCUCUUAAACACGCUGGAAUACACUCAGAAAUCUACUCCUGGGACUCAUUGCGACCAGGCUAUUCUGGACAUCCUUCUCCAAGCCCUUUCUUAUCCGAACAGCACGGUCUCGUAGUGGCAGCGGCGAGAUACUAUGCUUACCCUCGUUUACACGAACCAGGAACGGAAGUCAAAUACGUCUCGCAAGAAAAUCUGUUUGUUGAUCUCAAGAAGACUGUACUCGGGCUCUCUUCGACCCUGCAUACUUGGGAUGCCACAUCGGAAACAUUUGUUCCAGUUGUUUUGCGAAAAGGCGCAAAUGGAGUAAUAUUGUUGGACGAAAAGGAUGAAACUGUGACCAACAGUUUUGUUGAACGCUUUCUUCGAAUUGGAACAUUGUUAAGAAGACUUGAGAUCUUCGUCGCUGCGCUGCGUGCAAAGUUCUCCAAAGAGGGACCGACCAUCCACGCAUUCACCCACAGCCUCUCCACCAUCUUGGCAUAUCUACGCAAUCAACUGUCGGAGUGCUCGCCACAAGAAGCCGGCGCGACUACACUCGUGGCGAUCUGGAGCGAAUAUGAGUGGUUAGAAAAUGUCCUCAGAGCACUAGGCGUACUGUGUGGUCGUGUCAGUCUCACUUUUGUGUGUUUUCCGUGCUCUAAUAUUCCAUUUUAUGUCCAGUCGGAGCACACGAUUCCUCAAAAUUAUCUUUUUCCAGACCGCGAUCCAGCCAACUUACUUUCGCUCGUCCAUGAGCAAGUCAAAGCUCAUUUGGAUCGCCAAUCACCAAACACUGUGACGGCCAUCCUGGCAUACAUCCUUACGACCGUGUCUCGCGACUAUUUUCAGCAAUUAUCGCGAUCCGUUGGUUUCGGAGGAUACACAAGUGAGUUGCACCAGCCCACAAGGCCAGAGCAGUAUGGGAUGGAUGAUGAAAAGGACGACAUGGAGGAAGAAAACCCCGUCGAGUUAAACCGAACUGGGGAAGAUGAAUCAUUUCCUUCGUUCUUCCCCCCUGAACUAGUCGAACUCAUCCCUGCCGCGCAGAAAUCGUUGGUUUUACUGCGUGCAGCCGAGCCAGACCAUCCUCUCUUGCAAGUUUCUGACAAGGAGGUGAAGCAAGUAGAAUGGCUGUGGCAAUGGAGCGCCAUUAACGCCUUAUGGAGCGGGGAAAAUGUGAUGGAGGAGCCACACUUCCAACACGAGUUGAUUAGAUCGAUGCAACCCCAACCAACCCCUGGCGACCUCGCAGCCCUAAUGAACCAAUUCAAGAUAUUUGAUCUUGAACCCAGUCAAGGUAGUUUCCCCCCAAUUCCUAAUUUGCCACUACCCGACUUCAUCCAAAACUUUCCCGACAACCUCCCCCCAAUUACGCCAACAUUUUCUCAUCUCACUUCUCUGAUUCUCGAGCCUUUGGCUAAACACUCCUCAAUACUGGCCCAUGCCCUUUUGGCCCUUUUCAUCUCACCACUCUCGCACCUACGUUUCGACGUUGUGCCAGAGCGUCGACGGCUUCUUCAAUUCAAGUCGCAUCUCCAACUCUUGGGUUCAUACCUUCUCCUUGCGGCGCCAUCUUUCAAGUCACGACUAUCAGCAGCCCUUUUCUCCGACUUGGAGGGGUUUGAUGCUGGUGAAGCCGUGCCCUCCUCGUUGCGUGCUCUGCGCGCAAAAACCACCAGAUUCACAGCUCAGCGUCGUGAUGCCGGUGAGGAGUCUGUUAGAGGGGGGCAGCCAUGGGCCGUUGGACUUUCUUUUGCAUUAUUGGAACGCGGUGAAUGGCCGCCGGUGGGUGCCGACCUCAGCUUCUUCCUGCGAACCGUGAUUGUGGAUUCGUUUGAGGAACAUCAAGGCGGUAGUCGGGAUAUAUUCUGGGUUGAAGCCGAAAAACGACUCGGCUUUGCCAUUCGUGAUCUACCCACUGAGCAAGGUCAUGACCAGUGGUUGAAUCCAUUAUCCAUCGAGGCCUUGGACUUUCUUUAUAUCGACUAUAAGCCGCCCCAUCCACUCGAUAUUCUUAUAACUCCGGAUAUAUUGUCCAAGUAUCAAAGACUGUUCACUUACCUCCUCCGCCUUUUACGAGUUCAGCACGCACUUGGCGCCGUCUUUCGAAUGACGCGUUCCAUUGACCAGCCCCUCUUUCCGACACUGGCACAGACCGAAAAACUAGUGCUACAUUUCCGCUUUAUUGCCCAAUCCUUCGUCCAAAGCCUCUCGUCCUAUGUCUUGGACACCGCUAUCGGGGGUAACUUCGAGCCCUUCCUCACCUCAGUGUCGCCGUCGCGUCUAAACAAGUUUGAUUCCGGGUUCACAGAUGUGUUUUCCCUCUCGAAGGCGCAUUCACAGCUGAUGGACGACAUCCUCGCCGCGUGUCUACUGCGCUCCAGCCAACGCGUGGCAGGGGAUCUCCUGCGUCAAGCACUGCAAGUCGUACUCGAGUUCGCUGUUCUCAUCGGCGAGCGAUGGGAGGGAAGGUUGAAGGAAUAUCAGGCGGCGCCUCUGCUUGAAGAGUUGAUAGGGCGAUUCAAAAGGAAAAUGAGCUCUUUGAUGAAAGCGUUAAAGCUCCUUGUGGACAAGGGCUCUUCGGAGGAGCCAAGGCUCUAUGAAGAAGGCCGCCAGUUGAUUGGGGGGAUGAGGGCUGUUGCACACUUGCUUGAAAAGUUUUCCGAAUGGUGGUCCCAAUAA
Messenger RNA from Mycena indigotica, 2937 nucleotides. RefSeq names its product Spindle pole body component. The coding region runs from base 1 to 2937 and encodes 978 amino acids. The record is from RefSeq and is a predicted model, not a curated record. The transcript has 9 exons. Gene Ontology annotation, cellular component: centrosome; equatorial microtubule organizing center; gamma-tubulin complex. Gene Ontology annotation, molecular function: gamma-tubulin binding; microtubule minus-end binding. Gene Ontology annotation, biological process: mitotic cell cycle; spindle assembly; cytoplasmic microtubule organization. Lineage: Eukaryota; Fungi; Basidiomycota; Agaricomycetes; Agaricales; Mycenaceae.